Messenger RNA from Brettanomyces nanus, 1584 nucleotides. RefSeq lists its product as uncharacterized. Gene Ontology annotation, biological process: tRNA 3'-terminal CCA addition. The record is from RefSeq and is a predicted model, not a curated record. NCBI's taxonomy places the organism in Eukaryota, Fungi, Ascomycota, Pichiomycetes, Pichiales, Pichiaceae. The coding region runs from base 1 to 1584 and encodes 527 amino acids. Gene Ontology annotation, molecular function: RNA binding; ATP:3'-cytidine-cytidine-tRNA adenylyltransferase activity. The transcript has a single exon.
AUGUCCUCGAUAGAACUUCAACCAAUUGUUCUUAACGAGAACGAAAAGAAGAUCACCGGUAUUCUUCGAGAAUAUGCCGGAUACUAUAACGAUAAAAUUGCUGAACCACAGGAAAAGCCACCAAUUGUACUAAGAAUUACAGGAGGAUGGGUUCGUGAUAAGUUGUUGGGAAAAGAGUCUCAUGAUAUUGAUAUAGGUAUCGACCAUUUAAGUGGACUCGAUUUCGUUACUGGACUUCAAGAGUAUUUGGAUUCUCCCAGUUCUUUGAGUGGAAUACAUAAAAUCAAGAAGAACCCGGAGAAAUCUAAGCAUUUGGAGACAUGCACGACUCGAUUAUUGGGUAAUGAUAUCGAUUUCGUCAACCUUCGAAAUGAACAGUACGCAGAAGACUCUAGAAUCCCUAGUAUUAAGACUGGUACUCCCGAGGAAGAUGCAUUUCGUAGAGAUGCCACUCUCAAUUCACUUUUCUUUAAUCUAUCGACGAUGAAGGUUGAAGAUUUGACUGGAAAAGGUUUGGAUGAUUUACGAAACGGAAUAUUGAGGACUCCGUUGGAUCCUAUAAAGACGUUUAUUGACGAUCCGUUGAGAUGUCUAAGGUUAAUUCGAUUUGCAUCCAAUUUUGGCUUUAUCAUCGAUCCAGAAGCAUCCAAGGCGAUGAAACUGGACUCAAUUCGAACUUCGUUGGAUCAGAAAAUAAGUCGAGAGAGGAUAGGAACUGAGUUCAGAAAGACCAUCUUGGGAGGAGACGCUGUCUAUGGCUUGAAGCUUAUGAGAGAUGUUGGAUUUAUUGACAUUUUCGGCUUUGGAGAGAAGGAGCGAGGAGAGGAAAAGGUGAUUAAGGGAGCAGACAAUGUUAGUGAUGCAGUUCUAAAGAGACUAUCAACCGAUGGAGUGAGUAAAUCAUUAGAUGAUGUGGUUGAAAAGUUACCAUUGAUAGAAGAACAAAACGGAGGCUUUAAUAGGCUUCAAGAGCUGAUUAAACAGGUGAAAAGUGGCAGCGAUAUCACGAGAUUGGCAUUCUACUGCUCGUUGAUAUUGAAUAGAUGGAACGAUGUCAAGGUGGAGAUUGGUAAGGACGCCAAAAAGACGGGAAAGAAGAAGAAGGUGAAAACAGUUGGAGCAGCAUAUUUGGUUAUUCUACAAGGAUUAAAGAUGCCCAUAAAGCUUGCCGAACUUAGUGAUCAGAUAGUCUCAAAUAUGCAGAGAUUCAGUGACGAUUUUGGUCACUUCAAAGAGAUGAAAAGGUCACAAUUGGCACUGAAAAUGCUCAUUCCGUACGGAGAAAACUGGAGGUUGAACUUGUUGGUCUACUAUAUGUUACGGAACUUCAAAGAAAUGGACAAGAUCAAAGAAAACAGCGUCCAAAUUGAAGAGUUGUUGGAACUGGUCGAUAAUCAGGGGCUUGAAAACAUCUACAAAGAACCAGUAAAGGUUAAUGGUCGAGAAUUGAUCGCAUUAACAGGAAAGAAACCCGGUCCAUGGCUGAAAGAGAUCAAUGAGAAACUCUUUAAAUAUCAGCUCGAUCACCCAGAUUGCACCAAAGAUGAGAUGCUCAAAGAGGUCGUGCAGAAGUAUUAUAAUUGA